Messenger RNA from Mesorhabditis spiculigera, 1293 nucleotides. The record is from the annotation of a GenBank genome assembly. NCBI's taxonomy places the organism in Eukaryota, Metazoa, Nematoda, Chromadorea, Rhabditida, Rhabditidae.
AUGGCCGGGUUGUCGGCCGGGAAACGCCUAAUGGAGCUCGGCCUGACCGAAUACGAUAUCUAUGAGGGAGCAGAACGAAUCGGGGGCCGCAUCCAUUCCAUUCCAUACCACGGCGGCUACCUCCAGAUGGGGGCGCAAUUCAUUAACGGCGAGGCGAACCCGAUCUAUAAGAUUGCGUCCAAGUUGGGGCUGAUUGAGGGCGAGCUGUCCGACUUGGCCCACUUCACCGAGUCCAUCUACCCGUCCGGGCCAUGCGAAACUUACAAGAGCGACUUCCAGUUAUUCAUGGAUUUCAUUGAGCCGCUGGACACCAAAUAUCGUACCCUAGCCGAGGUCGACGAAAAGAUCGCACGCUCCCAUUCGAUGAAAAUGCUGUUCGACCUGGACUUUGCCGAGUUCGUAAAGGAGCACAAGAUCUGCGGUAGACGCCUGAAUUACUUUGAGGCCCUAUCGCGGCCCUAUCGCUCCUACUGGGAAUUUGAAUGGUCGUCGGAUUGGGGAGAUCAAAGUUUAAGCAACCUGCGGGACUGGGACGAUCAGGGGGCCAUUGGCGUCUCCUACACGACCACGAAAAUUGGCUACAAGGGCAUUAUGGACUUUAUGGCAGGGCAAUCCCCAGCACAGAAUCUGCAUCUGAAUCAUCGGGUUGCUAAUAUCAAUUAUGGGGGUGAUUCGAUUGAGUUGACGCUCCACAACGGCUCAAAAAUCGAAAAGCUCUACGACUAUGUGAUCGUGACGGCGUCGCUGGGCCAUCUGAAGAAGUACGCUGGCCGCCUGUUUACGCCACAGAUUGGCCGUUUCAAGCGGAACCUAAUAGACGCCGUAGGGUUUGGUGGUUCCUGUAAGAUAUUCAUGCGUUGGGAGGAGCCGUGGUGGCUGCCGGGCACCCAUUCCAUUGCCCCACUCCCGAUCAAGGGAUGCCUGGGCCGCGAGGUUGAGGUGGAUCGCUUUGAAGAGGAGAUGACGACAUUGCAAACUGUAGCCUGGGAAAAGAACACAUUAAUGGCAUGGAUCGCGGGCAAGGGUCAUCGGCUGAUGGACGGUCUCGAGGAUCAAGAAAUUGUCGACAGGACCACGAAAUUGAUACGCUAUGUGAUGAACAAUCAAACGAUUGCGCCGCCUUCAGAAAUUGUUAGGACACGUCUCACCCAGAACGAGCUGAUCCUUGGCGCCUACUCCUACGUCAGCCAAGCACAAGCAGCUGCCGGACUCAAGCACGCCGACCUGGCGAUGCCGUUGAAGCGGGAUGGAAAGCUUCGAGUGAUGUUCGCCGGAGAGGCGACACAUUACAGG